AAAAGGAAAGUAAGCAAGUUGAUCGUCGUUAUUGUUCGUUACAAUUUAAUCGUUAUCGGUGUUAAGCUUAUAACUAUAUAGGAAAAUAAUGGAUUCUUCGUUAUUAAUAUUAGGCUGCAUAAGCCUUAUUAUUUUCAUUAAAAUAUUAUUGUCGUUAUACAGUGCAUAUAUUUUUCAUAAAACCAUCAACAAACUUCCAGGACCGAAAGGUAACAUUUUAUUUGGAAGCGGAUCUUCUGCAAGAAGAUUAAAAAAAGAAGAUCGACUAUUGAAAAUACAAAUUUGUUCGGUCAGAUAUAAAGAUGGAUUAUUUCGUACUUGGUUGGGAAACGAGCCUACCGUUCAUUUACAUAAACCCGAACACGUUGAGAUAAUUCUACGAAGUACUAGGAAUAUUCAAAAGGCGCCACUUUAUAAAUAUUUGGAACCGUGGUUAGGAAAAGCAUUACUAACAGCUUCAGGAAAGAAAUGGAUGCAGGACAGAAAAUUGAUUACUCCAGCUUUUCACUUUAAUAUAUUAGAACAGUACGCAGUGGUGAUGUCUGAGAAAGCCGACAUUUUUGUAAAAUGUCUUGAAAAACAGUUAAAGGAAAAUUCGGAGGACCCUAUUGACAUUUUUCCGUACGCUAAUCGAUGCACUUUGGAUGUUAUAUGUGAAACAGCAAUGGGAGUUAAUAUAAACAUGCAAGAAGAUACCGAAAAUGAAUAUGGCAAGGCCGUUCAUAGAUUUACCGAAUUACUGAUGUAUCGCAUAUUUCGUCCUUGGCUCGCGUGGGAUUGGGUUUUCGCUUUAACAGAAGUUGGAAAAGAGUAUUAUGCAGCAAUCAACGUGAUGCAUACAUUUACAAGAAAUGUGAUAAAAAAAAAGAAGAUAGCGCGAGAGUUAAAACAUUUUAACGAAGAGGUUCAAGCUUUUGACGAGAUAGGUAAACCAAAAAGGAAAGCUUUCCUAGAUCUUUUAUUAGAUGCUAGAGAAAGAAAUGGAAAUCCAAUGACGGAUGAGGAAUUAAGGGAACAAGUGGAUACAGUUAUGUUUGCUGGACACGAUACAACUGCUGCAGCCAUUAGUUGGACACUUUUCUGCCUUGGUAAUAAUCCUGACAUUCAAGAAAAGGUGCAUCAAGAACUGGAUGAUAUUUUUGGCGAUUCGAAUGAAUCAGCUACGACAAAAGAAAUUGCGCAAUUGAAAUAUCUCGAUAGAGUAACCAAAGAAGCCCUCAGGUUGUAUCCCAGUGCACCUGGAUUUUUACGAAAAUUAUCCGAAGACGUGAAGAUAGAUGAUUAUAUAAUUCCCAAGGGCUGCGUUGUUGCUUUAAGUUCUUUCGGUACUCACCGGCAUCCGGAUAUUUGGCCAGAUCCAGAAAAAUUUGAUCCCGAUAGAUUUUUACUUGAAAAUUCAAAGAACAGGCAUCCUUAUGCUUACAUACCAUUCAGUGCAGGACCACGGAAUUGUCUUGGACAAAAAUACGCUCAAUUGGAAGAAAAAUUUGUCCUCGCUGCUAUCUUACGUAAAUGGAAAGUGAAAAGUAUUCUAAAAGAAGGCCACAUUAAAUUUUACGGUGCUCUUAUUUUGAGACCAUCCGAAGGAAUUUAUCUUCACUUUAUACCAAAGAAAUAAUUAUCUAUACAACGUUAAUAAUGAUUAUUACGGCAUUUUAACGAAUUUCCUUUAUUUUAAAAUUAUAAUUACUAGAUACGUAAACAGGUACAUAUUUAAGAAUAUACUCAUAUUUAUUAAGCGUUCAUUCUUACAAGUAAUGUAGUACAAUCUUA
This is a messenger RNA of Polistes canadensis, 1773 nucleotides long. Its product is annotated as cytochrome P450 4C1-like. The record is from RefSeq and is a predicted model, not a curated record. NCBI's taxonomy places the organism in Eukaryota, Metazoa, Arthropoda, Insecta, Hymenoptera, Vespidae. Bases 89 to 1618 code for a protein of 509 amino acids. The transcript has 10 exons. Gene Ontology annotation, molecular function: oxidoreductase activity, acting on paired donors, with incorporation or reduction of molecular oxygen; heme binding; monooxygenase activity.